Phytophthora nicotianae INRA-310 is the source of this 1356-nucleotide messenger RNA. RefSeq lists its product as hypothetical. Lineage: Eukaryota; Oomycota; Peronosporomycetes; Peronosporales; Peronosporaceae. Gene Ontology annotation, cellular component: mitochondrion. The transcript is spliced from 2 exons. Gene Ontology annotation, molecular function: holocytochrome-c synthase activity. Gene Ontology annotation, biological process: cytochrome c-heme linkage. The record is from RefSeq and is a predicted model, not a curated record. The coding region runs from base 83 to 955 and encodes 290 amino acids.
UUUUUUUUUAGGAAAAGUGCUUGGCAUCUUGACGCGAUACACUCGUUGGUCGAUUGCACAGCUUUCCAUUCGUUUCUCAAGAAUGACAGCCGAAGUCAACUCGGCGGCCGCGGCCUGUCCGCACCCUCCGCACAAGACGCCAGCCAAGGCCCAAGGAUGUCCUGUAGACCACAGCAAGGCCGACACAGCCAAGGCUCAAGGCUGUCCCGUGGACCACAGGAAGAGCGAUGGCAAUGACGCAGAUAUCGGCCUCAGUGCCGAGAUGAUGCGCGCCGCCAACCACGCUGCUGGCUUCACAGUACGCGGGUCUGGAGCUGCUCCCAUCCACUUGUCAAAAGAUCGCGCCGUGUCUUCGAUCCCCAAGGGCGACUUUACGCCCGAGCAUCAGACUGGAACCGAGGAUAAAUGGGAGUAUCCGAGCGAGGACAUGUACUUUAAGGCCAUGAAGCGCAAGGGCUGGGCUCCUGAGGCGCAGCAGAUGAAGACCAUUGUAGCCAUUCAUAACACGGUCAACGAGCAGAGCUGGCGUGAGGUGCUCAAGUGGGAGAGCUUUCACCCAUCAAAGGAGCCCGUCAAGCUCAAGAAGUUUAUGGGCAAGCCGACCGAAUAUAGUCCCAAAGCCAAGAUGAUGAACCUGCUGGGAUGGUCCGUGCUGCCUUUUGACCGUCACGACUGGGUCGUGGACCGAGAUGGCAAGGAAGUGCGCUACGUCAUCGACUUUUACUCGGGAGCAGCGACGCCCGGGAAGCCCCUUUCCGUCUAUUUGGACGUGCGUCCGGCAUUGGACUCAGUGGAGGGAGUUGUGGACCGCUUGAGGUGGCAGUUCCACGAGAAGAUUGCGCCGUUCCUGCCUUUCAAUGGCGCCAUGUUCAAGCCCACGACGCCUGCGGAGUCAGAUAAUACUCAGAAGCACGACCAGGGUGGCCACUCUAAAGUGACGCCCAAGAGCGACUAGAUAUCCUGCUUAUCUUUGGACAGCGAGCAAGACGAGCAACUCUUAGCAGUAUUUUUCGGGUAGAAUCAAUUGACUCACGUCGUAAUUUUUGUGUUGUGUUUGUAAGUUAUUUUUUAUUUUGCAGGUGGAUUUGGACACGACGCUUCAUUUUGAGAUCAUUGAGUUGUGGCCAUGUCAAUGGACGUGAACGUGAAGGUAGCAGUGCGAUGUCGCCCCAUGAGCUCUCGGGAGACGCAAAUGGGUGCACACGGGAUCGUUCAAGUACUUGACGGAACGACGGUGGUAAUUUAUCCUACCGCUGAUGCACAAGCUUCUGCUUCCAAUUCACCACCUUCGGAUGCUUCAGAUACUUCCGAAAAGAAACAGUAUACUUUCGACUUCGCUUACUAUACGGAGAGCAC